AUGUCUGAAGUACCGUCAGACGACCAGCCGGAACGCCACGGCUCUGCCGCCCCUGCCGGCGCAGAGUCCGCGCAGUAUGACUUGGAGCCCCCCGAGCAUUAUGAACUACCCAACUUGAGCCACGUCAUGGAAGAGGACCCCAGGACAGAGACUACUCGGCAUAUGCUGGACAUCUUCUCUUACAAUGUCAACAAGAUGGAAUCCAAGGUCAGGGACCUGGGCAAAUAUGCCAAGAGAUUCGAAUGCAAGACGCGACCAACCAUCCUCAUGAUUCAAGAUCCUCCGUACAACGUUGCAAAAAUUCAUCUGCCAAAAUACCACCUCGUAAGCAAAAGUGACUGGAUACGACCCAAGUCUGACAAGGACAAAGACCAACAAAAGACUUCUCCGGCGGCCAAGAACAAACCCAAGAACUCCCAGGACGAGGAAGACGACGAACCAAAGCCUGUUUCCAGAAGGGUUGCCAUUUAUGUUUCCACGGCAAUACAUCCGAAGUCGUGGGAGGUCACUUGGGACGAGGGAGUGAACAAGGGAUACGUCGCUUACAUGCUCCUCCGCUUGCUCGACGGCUCCGAAGUGUAUUUCACAAAUUUCUACAACCGCAAGCCGGGAGAGAGCAUUGACCUUGAGCACCUUUUCAAAACCCCAGCCCCCGGACUCGGUUUCGACGUCCUGGGUAGCAAUUCUGCCAUCUUUUGCGAUUCAAACGCCCACUCCAUUUGGGAUCCUGGCAGCGAGCCUGACAAAUGUGGCAGAUACAUGUCGCAGGCGUUUCUCGAACGCAGCAUGGAUAUCCGACCAACAUACAACAAGAGAAAGUUCACCUACAGGCGCAAAGCGGCAAAACGAAAAGAAGAUGUUGCAACCAACAUUGACCUGGCCGUAUUGGGAAACACCAUUGACCUCAACGCAUCAGAGACCAGGAAUCAGCAUCCUCAGCUUGCCGAACUUAUAGAGGCUUUUGACGCAGAGCUGCAUGCAAAUCGGGCCCUACACGAUACGCGUCGAGACAAUUUGGCAUAUGACGAGCGUUACGAGAAGUGGGUGGCUGCGAUCAAGGAAACCAACAGGUUUUCGACGAUUGCCAAUACGGUUGCGUUCCGUAAUCGUGCCGCUAAUCUGUCCGAAGGCCUGGUGAGUCUUCACAAGAUAAUGGCUCAGGCUCGCAGGACGGCUCUCACACAGAUGCCUCCCCACUUGCAGUAUCUCAAGACCGCCGACGGUACCUUCUGUCAGAGCCAAGCAGAGAAUGCUCAUGUUUUACGUAGCAAACUAUUUGACGAAACCAGCGAUUCUCUGCCCCCGGCGGGAGAGGCAACAGCCUUGGGUCGGCACAUCGAAUCUCGCAUGGAGGCCUUAGAUGCCGAAAGAUCAGCAAGACCCAAGGCAAAGCCAAAAUCUCGGCCCUGUACAUCCAAGAAACGCAAGGGAAAGCAAGAGUCUCGGCAUCGUCAAUCCUCAACGCCACCGCCCCGCUCGACACCUCAACCGUCUCGGCCCUCUCCCGAACCUCUUCAUCACCCUUCUCCCUCGGGUGCCGCCAGUCGCCCCGCCGAGAACGAUUUUGAUCCUCCCGAUACCAGUACAAUCGUUUGCGCAUUUGAUACAUACUCUUCUGUUCCUACCCCGGGUUCGCUACUCACGCAUGAGGAACCUCCGUUUCCUGGAUCCCCGCUUUCCAACAUCGACAUGUCAACCCAGGACGACUGUUCGAUGCCCGAUGCAGACAGUACCACAUGUGGCGAAUCUCAACAUCCGGAGCCCUCUCCCAGCAAGGGUCAGAAGGGUACAACAUCCAGAGCUCAAGGGGGCAAGAAAACCGCAAAGAAAAAACCUCAAAGGCGCGUCAGCAUGAGUGGCGGCAAUCGCUUUGUUCCUCCUGCCAGGGAAUCAACGGUUUUAAGGUCCAACUCAAAGCCUGGUGGCUUGAGGGGAAACGUCAAGCCUUCGCAGCAAAAGCCUCUUGACCACCCAAGUUCAGACAAUCUAGCUUCCGACGUCCCCAGCAACCAUAUGGCUAGCGCAUUAGCUGAUUCGGUGUCAUCCCGAUCGAUCGACUCUCCCUUCGCUUCCGGCUCUCCCUCCGCCUCCGCUUCCGACCCUCCGCUAUCUGCCGGUUCCCCUCCCGUAUCCCAAAAGGCCCGGAGCAGACCUAAGAAGAAAAGGAUCUCUCACGAGGAGCGAGAACGGCUGGCUAAGCUGAAAUCGGAGCCCCCUCCCAAGCUCAACCGUCAAAAAGUUCGGAAGAUCGUGAAGAGACUGCCUGCCCGCAAAGCCCCUGGCCCAGACGAGAUUCCAAAUCCAGCUCUGAAGAUCGCGGUAGACGUCCUGUUGCCCUAUUUGUUGCAUCUCUUCAAUGCCUGCAUCAAGUUCCACUACCACCCGGUCUGCUUUAAGGAGUCAAUCACUAUCGUCAUCCCAAAAGAGGGGAAAAGCGACUAUACAGAUCCGAAGAACUACAGGCCCAUUGCGCUGCUUUCCUGUAUUGGGAAGGUUCUAGAGCGACUCGUCGCUGAUUACAUCAAAGAACUUGCUAUCAAGUACGACCUGAUCCCGUUCAGCCAAUACGGCUUCGCUGGAAAGAGCGCUCCCAAGGCAGUUGAGCAUCUUGUCAGCGGGAUCGUGGACGGGUUCUGCGCGAGAACCACUAAGAAGAAGUGGCGGACUAGCCUGUUGGCUCUUGACGUGUCUGGCGCUUACGAUCACGUUAAACACCUUGAGCUAAUCGACAUUCUCAUCGACGUGGGCGUGCCCAAAUGGCUUGUGCACUACAUCAAGUCUUUCGUCUCUGACCGUUCCACCUCGGUUGUGCUUCCAGGCUUCACCUCACCCAAGUUCUGGGUCCGCAUUGGCAUUCCUCAGGGGAGCCCACUGUCUCCGAUUCUCUUUGUCCUGUUCAUGGCACCGAUGCUGCGGAUACUUGACAACGAGGCAAAGCUGGGUCGUUCCAAGUACAUCUUCACCAGUGCCUCUUACGUCGAUGAUACUUGCAUCAUGGUCACGUCUACGUGUUCCACGUUCAAUUGCAAGAAGCUGGCCGAGGUGCACAACAAGCUGAUAUCCUGGGCACAACCACGUGGGCUACUAUUCGAUCCCACCAAGUACAAAGUCAUGCACUUCCGCCCACGGAAGGGAGGUAAUGGAUGUCUUCCUCUCUGCACAGAGCUGCCUGAAAUCGAGCACUUGGACGAGAGAACGGCUCUUGUGCGGGAAGCCAAGGAACCAGCAACGAACAAGGACGGCAACCUCCGUGUCCUAGGCGUCUGGUUGGACCACCAAUUGUCAUGGAAGUAUAACGUCCACCAGAUAAAGGAAAAGGUCAACCGGAAGAUGGACUACAUGAAGCGGAAAAUCAGCAGCGUUUCGGGCCCGUCGUUGCUGAAGAUGUGCCAACUUUACGCGACCAGCAUCCGUCCAAUCAUUGCGUACGCCUGCCCAGUCUGGUUUGUCGUCCCCAGCAUAGAGGCAAAAGGUUACGGCCUGAACCAAACGUUGAUCGACAAGCUCGAUGCCAUUCAGACCGGCUGCCUCCGGGUCUUUGCCGGCGUGCUUUCCAAGACAUCAAGCCUUCCCCUCCACAAAGAAGUCAACAUGGAGCCGAUUGCUGUCUAUCUCCAACGUAUGGCAAUGAGUCAUCGUGCCUGCAACUCCAUGGCCGAAGAUGGCAAGCUUCUAAUCGGAAAGACAACCAAAUUCCCUUUCAAAAGCACCAGGAGCCCAUGCUUCAAAAAGCAGCCGUACUUUAAGCUGUAUCAAGCAGCCUCCCGGCUCGCAGAAAAAGCCAAGGAUCAAUACCUGAGCAAGAACCUUCCCGACGUGUGGGAUAAUGCAGUCGAUCGGCGCAUCGCUAUCAACGAAUACCUCGAAGCGCAAUCGGAUACUCUCUGCAGGUACAUCUGGUGGUGGUUCAAAGAAAAACGAAAACGACGCUCAACCCGGCAGUCGUGGUACGGGACUCAUUGCCACCCACUCGCAACCAGGGGGGACUGGGGCGCUUCCAACCUCAAGCGCCACCAGCACUUGACCCGAGUUGAGAGCACUAUCAUCCUUCAUUGCAGGACCGGUUUCAUCGGCCUCAACUCCUACCUGUAUAAGAGGACGCUCGCCGACUCACCCAUGUGUCCCUGUGGCACCAACACCCACACCGUCGAACACCUCUUCUUCGAAUGUCCCCUGCUGGCCAACGCCAGACGCAACUUGCCCGUCACGAAGUGGACAGUAAAGUUGAUCGAAGGCCGGUUUGGUCGUUGGGCCUCCCGAAAACGCACCCUCGAACAGCUGAUCGACGAGCACCCCCGCACCAUGGCGCAAUUGGGCCAUCAAAACCUUCGGGCUCGGUCAGUUUGA
Molecule: messenger RNA, 4347 nt
Organism: Colletotrichum aenigma
Lineage: Eukaryota; Fungi; Ascomycota; Sordariomycetes; Glomerellales; Glomerellaceae
Gene: jockey\pol
Product: RNA-directed DNA polymerase from mobile element jockey
Exons: 5
Coding region: 1-4347 (1448 amino acids)
Source: RefSeq, a predicted model, not a curated record